Molecule: messenger RNA, 768 nt
Organism: Spodoptera littoralis (African cotton leafworm)
Lineage: Eukaryota; Metazoa; Arthropoda; Insecta; Lepidoptera; Noctuidae
Source: the annotation of a GenBank genome assembly
AUGGCUGGCCACCAGAACAACACGUUAUUAAAAUCAUUAUGGGGGCUUACAUUACUUCUUAUGAUCUAUUGGAAGAUCCCAUGCACUUUGAGCCUCAACUACCGACUUACGUCAAUGCUCAACGCUUGUGUACAGAGCUCUUAUCGAGUUAUCGAUUCUGUAGAAUUUAUUAAACAGGAUAAUAUAAACACGGCAGCGUAUGAGAUUGGCUAUCUGAAUUUUAUAAUAAUGGAUAAAUAUCGAAAAAUGGUCGACAAGUACAAUUCCAGUUCAAUUAAUAAAUAUAGGAAUUAUGUCAUGGAAAACUUACUUUUUCUUGAGGACAUUGAGCUUUAUUAUUUUGAAAUCGACCAUCUAAGAGGCAUGCUUCAUGAACUUGAAAGAAAAUAUAAUAUAACUACAGAUUUCGACACCAUAUACUAUGAGAAGACCAAACUAGAAAUUGAAAGAGAGAAAUAUGCAAAGUAUCUUGAUACUGCUAAUCAGGGGAAAGGUAAAGGUAAAGGGAAGGGGAAAGGGAAGGGGAAAGGAAAGGGGAAAGGAGGUAUAGAUGGUGCUGGUGAGGAUGGGGAUGGAGGUUCAGAUCCAUUCGGAGAAGUACGACCUACUCCGCCAAUGCCUAAAAGUGAUAAAGAGAAAAAGAAGAGAUUGCGGAUGUACAAGCAUAAUUUCGACCUGUACGUUUAUAAUAAGCUGAAUCCCACAACUACGCCUAAACCAUCGCCUUGGCCCAUCGAGUACGGCUGGGAAAUUGAUUAUCAUUGGUAG